AGGGGAAGGGGGUAUUGAAAUUCGGAGUCUGUGUUGGGUCAAGGUCCUUGGUUGGGUUGACCUUCACAACGCUACUCAAGGACGUUACUCGUAUAUGCUAGCAGGUCAGAGGUCAGGCAGAACAACAGAGAAACAUCCCAGAAGUUGUCGGCAGCAGAUACGAUGCAGUAGCCGCCAUUCUCUGGGGGUGACCUAGUUCCUAACAACGCAAACUGCUUCAAUCUCCUAGAAGAAGGAGAGUUUGUUUGGUGACGACUUAGACUUCGUUACUAGAACCAUGGCCCCGCCUAAAUGUUCGAGCCAAGCUUCUCUGAAAGACAAGACAGCCGUGGUGACGGGGGCUAACACAGGGAUCGGUUUGGAGGUGGCGACGGACCUGGCAAGGAGGGGAGCCAAAGUGAUCCUUGCGUGUCGGAAUGAGGCCAGAGCUCAGGCCGCUGUGGCGCAGAUUGUGCAGGAGACUGGGAACGAGAACGUGAUGACGUUGAAGCUGGACCUGGCAUCUCUGUCCUCGGUUCGUGAGUUCUCCCAGAAGGUGACGGAAGGGGAGGAUCGUCUGGACAUUCUGGUCAACAACGCAGGUAUGUUCGGGGCCAAGUCUACCACAGAAGACGGGUUCGACACGGUACUACAGGUAAACCACCUGGGCCACUUCCUCCUCACCAACCUCCUCCUGGACCUCCUGAAGAAGUCGGCUCCAAGUCGUGUGGUGGUCGUGUCUUCAGCCGCGGAGAGCGCCGGAAAAAUCGACUUCGAAGACAUCAACGCCGAGAAAAGCUACGACGCGUUUCCGGCGUACGCGCAGAGCAAACUGGCUAACGUUCUGUUUACACGGGAACUGGCGAGGCGACUGGAAGGAACUGGAGUGACGAGCUACGCCGUACACCCAGGGUUCGUGAAGACAGAGAUCUGGCGCACGUUACCGGGCAUGUACGGCUGGAAGUUCACCCUCAUCAAGCCCAUGUUCUACCUGGGGAUGGCGGCGUUCGCUAGAACACCCCUGCAGGGGGCCCAGACCGUCAUCCACUGCGCCGUGGAGGAAGCGCUUUCUAGCGAGUCUGGCCAGUACUACAGUGACUGUGACGUCAAGCAGCCUUCCCAGAAGGCCAUGGAUGACGCAGUGGCGCGUCAGCUGUGGGACGUGAGCGAGAGGAUGACGGGAUUGUCUUCUUCAUAAGCCAUAAUCACAACUACGGGAUGACGUGUUUCUUAGAGCAGACCUUGUCCGAUUUCCUUUGGCAACUUUGCCUUUUUUUCUCUACUUCUCAUUCACGUAUAAGGCCAGGUAACACCAGGAGUUCUAGAAAGGUCUAAUGCACAGAACGGGUAUAACAACAGGCCUUAGCCCUGCAUGUUGCAAAUGCACAUUACUUGCCACCCAACACAGAAUACACAACGACAGAACCAUUGAAUAUGAUACUCAGCACAAGGCAUAGAAUUGUUAUAUAGACUUUCCAAGCCUAUGAUAUUACCAGUGUAUAAUUUGCUGUACAUUAUUUUCCUAUUUAUGAACUCAAGUUACACUUAAGGGUACAUAACCAUACAUACAUGAUCAAAUUAUAUAUUGAACGAUUAAAAUGUAAAUUACAAAGUCUCGUUAUUGAAUAAUAUUAACGUCUGUAAUGUUGGCUAAAAAUCAUAACAAAACACAUGAAAAAUGGUACAAUGAUACAAUUGAGUUCAACUUUUAUAGUCACUACAAAGAUAAACAUCAAUAUCAUAAUACACCAUGUUAUAUAACUUUUACAUCAUUCAUUUCAUGAAGACUUACGUAUAUGUCAUAAAUAUUUUGCUUA
Branchiostoma belcheri (Belcher's lancelet) is the source of this 1796-nucleotide messenger RNA. RefSeq names its product retinol dehydrogenase 14-like. The transcript has 6 exons. NCBI's taxonomy places the organism in Eukaryota, Metazoa, Chordata, Leptocardii, Amphioxiformes, Branchiostomatidae. The record is from RefSeq and is a predicted model, not a curated record. Bases 278 to 1177 code for a protein of 299 amino acids.